Molecule: messenger RNA, 2454 nt
Organism: Aureobasidium uvarum
Lineage: Eukaryota; Fungi; Ascomycota; Dothideomycetes; Dothideales; Saccotheciaceae
Source: the annotation of a GenBank genome assembly
AUGAUGGACAGCGACUGGUACACAUCGCUCGUGUCCAGCACGCCAGCGCCGUCCGAAAAGACCGGCGGCCAUCGGCGGCGAGCUUCCCUCCUGCAACAGCCACAUGCUGAUGAUGCUGCAGACCAACUGCCCAGUCUUGGCGAGGAAGACGACUCCUCGCUGGCCAAAGGUCCUCCCAAGGCGACACCUCUCAGGAGAGCCCAGUCGUAUACCCGUCUCCAUGCCGCCAACCACCAUACACACACCAUCUCUUCCUCUGCGCCAUUGCGCAAGAACAGCCUCUCAUCGGCGCCCAAGCCCAAGAACGUUCUUCAAUCACACCUCGACUUUGCGACCUGGUACGACGCUCUCGAGGACGACCUCUUGGACGCCAGCCACUAUGACUACGAACUCUACCACGAACAACUGAAGCUAUCGCAACACCACCUCGACUCGCUGAUGGAGAGUACCAAUGACGCCUUGACCGUGCUGUCUGGCCUGUCCGACUCCUUCAAGGCUGUCGACGACCAGACGACCGCCUUCCACGCCCAAUGCGAGUCUCUGAUGACCGAGCAGCGUCGCAUCACCGCCCUGGCCGACAACAUGAACCAUAAUCUCCAGUACUACGCCUACCUCGAGCCCAUGACCCGCAGACUGAACGCCCCCGGUGCUGCCAACCUCGUCCGCGCGAAAGAGUUCCCUGACAUGCUUACAAACCUCGACCAAUGCCUGGAAUACAUGCAGGCCCAUCCUACUCACCGCGAAGCUCCUAUCUACCGUUCCCGUUACCGCCUCCUGUUGACACGUGCCCUGACCCUUAUCCGAGUCCAUUUCACAAACUCUCUACGAGCGCUGGCCGCCGAUGCAUCGCAACGAAUCGCUGAUCGCCAGCUUAACGAUACUACGCAAACCGCUCUGCUGUACGCAAAGUUCCGUGUCAGUGCUCCUGAACUCAAAAAGCUUGGUCUGGAAAUACAAAAGCGUGCUGUACUGCCUGCAGGCGCCGACCAAGGAGGUGAAGCCGAGUAUCAGAGUCUCAUGAACGAGCUAUACCAGAGCUACUCGGCCACGCGGGGUCGCCUCAUGUUCCCCAUCAUCUCCCGCAAGCUCACCGAGAUGGCUUCGGUUGACAAUGCUGUGGGUGAUUCGGUCACGUUUGCCAAAACCGCUAUCGGUUUUGUGAGGGGCAUAUGUCUUGAUGAAUAUGAUCUAUGGGGUGACUGGUUUUCUGGGGAUGGUGGUGUAUACGAAUUCUUAGAGGCCAUGUGCGAGCCCCUGUACGAUCAUCUCCGCCCUAGAAUCAUUCGCGAGACUCGCAUACCCAAGUUAUGCGAGCUUUGUACCUUCAUCCAAACUCGUUUCAUGGUUGACGAAGAAGACGAUGACUCUGAGUAUCAAGAUACAGUUACCGCAAAGAGAACUCUGGACUUUGCUGCUCUCGUCAAGCCUGCAUUGGAAGAUGCUCAGAGCAGACUCGUUUUCCUUGCCUUGGCUGUCCUUAGAGAUGACAUCGAGAAUUACCGACCGAAGCCUGAAGAUCUUGACUACCCAUCACAAGCACGGGGUCCAUCAACAACGACUGCUGAAGGAAAACGAGUGGCCCUUUCUGGUCGCAAAAACUCAACCAAUACUACACAGGUCAAAUCUCCUGGAGAAGAAGACGAUGGUACUGAUAUGUUCGAAACGUCUUGGCCCACCAACGAGAAGCAGGCCAUGGUCUGGUAUCCAACGCUGCGGAAAGCAAUCUGGUUAUUGAGUCGUAUCUACCGACUAGUCAACGUGACAUGGGCAGCAUCUCAAAUCGCAACAAAGUCCUCACCUGCCGACGCCAAUCUGUUCUUGAUCGCUCACAUGUUGCGACUCAAGCAACAGAUUGUCGCGUUUGACAUUGAAUUCAUCACGCCCGAAGUGACCUUCGACUUCUCGUCCGUUACAAACACAUUCUAUGAGCUUCGUGAGCGAGGAGGACUGUGGAACCCGGCGAGCUGGGUAAAGCUUGCUGCUGGAGGGCUGAUGCCUCGAGUAGUGGAAAAUAUGCUCGACGCUAAGGCAGAACUCGACGGACGACUACGAGCAGUAAUCAACGACUUUGUCAACAGCUUUGUGAGCCCCAUCACGGCACCGUUGGCUGCACCAAGAAAGGAUUCAGGGUCAGAAGCGAGUCAUGUCACGGCUGAAGUUCGCGCCAUUACGCAAAAGGAGGUUGUGUCUAUGCGGCAGAAGCUAGACGAGUAUAUUCAGGACGUACGGACCAGAGAAACGCUCGUGGCCGCAGUGCGGGACCAGGUCAUUCUAGCUUACGAGGAUUGGAUGGACAAGUUGAGCGAGGGCAAAGGCGCAGCCAAAAUUGGCAAGGUCAGCAAGAAAGGAAAAGGUCGAGAAGAUGAGGUCUGGUCGAGCGAGGUGUUUGCCGAGUGGUGCGAGCGGGUGUUCGCAGUGGGAAUCACGAGCGACGAAGACUCGACAGAGACAUGA